Seriola aureovittata is the source of this 4446-nucleotide messenger RNA. RefSeq names its product 12-(S)-hydroxy-5,8,10,14-eicosatetraenoic acid receptor-like. Gene Ontology annotation, biological process: G protein-coupled receptor signaling pathway. The transcript is spliced from 3 exons. The record is from RefSeq and is a predicted model, not a curated record. Bases 700 to 1740 code for a protein of 346 amino acids. Gene Ontology annotation, cellular component: membrane. NCBI's taxonomy places the organism in Eukaryota, Metazoa, Chordata, Actinopteri, Carangiformes, Carangidae. Gene Ontology annotation, molecular function: G protein-coupled receptor activity.
ACAUGUGAAUAUAUCACCAAUUCCCAGGGAGCCACAUCUGCGUACUCUGAGGAGAGUUUAUAUCUGAAUGUCCCCACGCUGCAUUUUUAGCAUCCGAGCUAGGAGCUGAGACACUCGCAAGCUGUCACUCAUGAGAAACUGGAGGUCACACAGUAGCUUGUGGGAUUUACUGAACCCUCAAGAAUAGACUUAGAAAUGGUCCAUUCUCACAGUUUGAGCCAGGAAAAAGCAGAGCGCUUUGAAAGAAGGCUGGUCUUGCGCAUUGUUAAGUCCCCAUUGGUCCCGCAGUGGAAAAGCAGCUGGUGAGUCACCUCAGGCAGUAAGGAGGAGCUACGACUGUAGGGCUGAGCAGUGUCUUGCAUUUGAUCUGCACACAGAGAGAUUACUUCCAGACCUGGUGCUGACUCGCACAGCAGGACGUGAAGCCUGAAUGACUUGGAAAUCCCAAACAUACGCAAGGACUAAAGGAAGCAUUUAAAAACUUGAAGAAGAAUAGAACUGAAGACGCCCGAGAAACUUGUUUGGCGGGGUUUUUUUUUUCACGUGUGCGUGUGUUUGUGUGUGUGUGUGUGUGUGUGUGUGUGUGUGUGUGUGAGGUGAUUUCCUUCUCACUUUAGAAAAGGAUACUUCCAUGCAUGUAGGACAGAUUUUCUUUUUACUUGCUUGUAACUUAUAUUAGCACAAUCCUUGGCUGUUCAAAUGGAUAUCAACACCUCUCUCUACCAAAAGAUUGAAGACUGUGAAGCCACAAACAAGGCACUGUAUAAGUUCUAUGCAGCUGUCAUGAUUGUGAUUUUCAUCUUGGCUUUGCCUCUGAAUGCAUCGGUCCUCCACCUCUUUAUAUUUAAGCUGAAGUUCUGGAAAUCCAACUCCAACAACGUCUUCCUUUUCAACCUGGUGUUGGCUGACAUUCUCCUGCUCUUCUGCUUGCCCAUAAAGGCAUACAACUUCAUCAAUGGAGAGAGGAGGAGUGACAAUGGGGCAGUUUGCAAAGCUAUGCUCUUCAUGCUGUUUUUGAACCGAGGGGCCAGCAUCGCCUUCCUGACGGUGACAUCCAUCCACCGAUACUUUAACGUGGUGCACCCUGGCCGGAAGAAUCUCCUGAGAGCUCUUAAGAAAUCUCCUCAGAUCUCUAUCCUCAUCUGGCUGCUGCUGCUGCCUCUCACCAUUCCCACCAUGCUCAAGACCUUUGAAUGCUGCAACAGCCACAAAAGCGACUUGCCACACAACGACAGCAGCCAUGAAGGAGAUGACACCUUGGUGAAGGAUGUGGUGGACAGUAUGAGAGAGGUGGUCUUCUUCACUCAGAUCCUCAUCCCCUUCAUCAUCUUGGUCUACUGCACGGUGCGCAUCGUCAACCGGCUCAGGAAAAAAACAGUCGGGGACAGGACCAAGCUGAAGAGAGCGGUUUUCCUGGUGACCGCCGUCAUGGUGGUCUUCUCCUUCUGCUUCCUCCCCUGCACCAUAGCCAGGAUGGUUCUGCUGAUCGUCCGCGUCCAGGAGUUGCCUCUGAUCUACCAGGACAAAGCUGCCGUGGCCUUUGACGGCCUCAUGGUCCUCUCCUACAUGGACUGUCUGCUGGACCCGCUGGUCUACUGCUUCUGCAGCACCAAGUUCAAAGCUCUUUAUCUCUCCAACUAUUUCCCGUUCUUGGUGAAAGAUGGUCAGAUACCGGUAGACAGCUCAACAGGGGCGCACACAGCAUCGGAACAUCCUCGAAACACCAACACUAUCAUUUGAAGACGUGUGGUGUGUUUUUUUUUCUCUGUGUGGUGACGCAGGAACCCAACAGGAUACUACCUGAGAGUGACAGUUUGCCCCAAAAAUCUACUAACUUUCUGAAAGGGGACUCUGCUAUGAAGACAAGACAGUCAGUAGUUAUUUGAUCCAUUCUGAAAUAGAGAUAUACAGAGGUAGAAAAUAGGAGGGACUCUUCAGCACUGUAGAUCUACCAGGUGAGAGUGUCGUGACUCCUGAUUGUGUAGGAUAUAUUAAUGCUGGUGGAUGUUAUUCAAUGAUACAUAAAAGUUUUCUGUUUAAGAAGAAUGCCUCCCAGCUAAAUUAAGCACAUCUGUUUUUUUCUGUUUGGCUUGGACAGAAAAUUGAGAAGUUAUGACUGUGAAAAAUUCCUUUCAAGCCCAAGAAUCUUAUCUGUCAAAUUGUACCAGUCUCAAACAGCCUCCACCAUCAAACAAGCAUUAAUUAAAGCUCAGAAAAAUAUAAACACAGCACUCGAAAAUGUGUUUAAAAAUCUUGUCAAAUACAUUUUCUAUGAAGCUGUGAUGAGAAAUUCUGAACCAAGAGGCCUGAGGGGAUAAAGGUUUUCUAGAAAUCAUGAAUAGCAUUCACUAGCAUGAAUUCCUGGGUCAGGAGUAUGAAAUGUGUGGAUGGACCCGACUCCAAAAUAGAUGCAUAUGAGGCCAAAGUCAGUCCCCUAUUACAUAAGAGUUAAUCCUACAGGCCCAUACAGGAAGUUGGUUGUUAAUGUUGAUUUAAUAUUGAAUUGUGUAACUGUUUAUACUGUGUGUAUAUAUAUAGAGAGAGAUGGGUGUAUUUAAACUGUACAUAUUUUAUGUCCUGGAUAAUGUCUUGUAAAUUCAUUGAUAAUAAAAUUGCAGUAAACUGUCGCUUGUCAUGUCACUACUGAUGAUUUAAAGACCUCACUUUGACAACCACUGAUCUAAAAUGACAUGCCUCUGAAAUACAAGAUUUCCCUGAACGCAUCUUACAGUGUAAAUAAUGAAUGACUCUAACCAGACUAAAGGAUACUUGACCCAGACUGUACCUGUAUAAGUCAUCUGAAUGGUCACAUUCACCCUGAUGAUGUCAUCAAUAGUAAUAAUUAGUGAACAUACUGUAUGUCUGUUGUUUACUGUCUGGCUAAAAAAUAGACAGUGAGCUCAACAAAGCAAUCAUGGUGAUUCCGUGUUUAAUGUCAUGUGAAUCCGUGUGUUAAAGGUGCAUCAGUGUGUGUCACAGAGUAAGUCAUUGCUUUGUAAUUGGGGAAACGUGGUUUGAAAUGGUGAGACACUGCAAUGAUACAAUGAGACAUGUGUGCUGUUGAAUAUUAUGUAACUUUCUUGUCAAGUUGAAUUUAUUAAAAAAAUCUAAUUAAUGACUAGAAGUGGAGACGCCAGGGAGGAAAACCCCCACUUCAGUUAAAGGAAAAACGCAGCUGCUUCUCAUGGAGGGAAAUCAAGACAAAUAAAAAGAAGAGAAGAAGAUCCACAACUCUACAGCUUUGUAGUGAUAGAGACAAAGAUUUAAAGACCUGUAUUAAUGUGGUUGAAAACAAGACUACAGCUUACUUCUGAACUCAGAUCACAAACAUACAAACACAGAAUUGUAUAGAAGCAAUGUGAAACAACAACAUGUGAAAAUGUAAGCAGCCAUAUUUGGCUCUGCAAAUGUCACAUAUGCACAACUUACAAUGUGUAAGAAAACAUGGCAAAUAUUUACAGAGUAAAGAUGCAAACACCGUCCUUCAGUCAUAUAUAAUACAAUAUCAAUGUUAACACUCUGCACUUUAUUGCUCCGUUGUGUAGAUUUGACCUUUCACAUUGUCAUGUGUAUACGUGCUGAUGAUUGCUUUGUGACUCUGGUGAACACAAUUGAUUCUUGUUUUUAAGUCUGUGUUAAGUUUAUUUAUAAAUGUACCAGUCAGUCUUACAAGUGGGAUAUGGUCUUUUUUUGCUUUUUUAUUGUUUCAAACUAUAAAAGUGCUCUAGCACAGGGGACAAACGUCGCACUGUUGCCAGAGUUCCUUUAUUACCUUUUCUAAAUCCAUUCUUUACAGUCAUUUGGGACGUGGGUGUUUUAAAUUGGGUCAAACAUGUGUACACUUGCGAGUCCUGACAAGUCAUCCUGAGAUGAACGCAGCUGUGUUGCAGCUGUAUUAACAUUCCUAAACACUAAAUCAGGUUAUUUGUUUAGUUGCAAACUGAAAUAAGUAUUAGCAAAUACGAUUAAUGUUAUCAUAUGUUAUGAUGCCACUACUGGAAAAGGAUUUCAAAUAGUUUCAGGUUUACAUCACCUCAUAUAACCUGAUGAAUUCUGGGAAUUUUGGGCACAGCAAUAUGUGAGACAUUUACAUAAUAGGUCUUUAUAACUAUGCUUUUUGUUUUUAUAAAUUGUAUAAAUGUUUUAGAUAUCAUACCUGGAAGAUAUGAUACAAAAAUUGUUCAACAGAGUGAAGUUGUCAAAAUGAGUUGGUCACAAAUGUGUACCAGAGCAGGGAUCACUCUCAGAGACUGACACAGUAAACAUUUUAUAACUGUGUUUUACAAGUGGCAUUGUAUAAAUACUAGCCUAGUCUUUUAUGUGUUUUUAUUACUGCUGACAGGUGUGAAUUUACAAAUAUAUGUUGAUCUUUGAGCCCAUUUCUACCCUUCCUCCCUUCAGGCGAGAAAACGAUAAACUUUGAUUAAACUCGAGUGAUUUAUUGAA